UCUGAGAACACAGAACAGAACGCCUGACUCAGGCAGGCAGCUGCGGCUCUUGAAACGGCGCCGGCCCUGCACGCUCCCUCCUGGGGUGAGCGCUGCCACCAACAUGAAGCCAGCCAGCUUGUGCUGGCUGAGCUCGGCUGUCCUUGCUGCUUACAGCUUGUUGGUUGUGGCAAACAAUGAAACGGAGGAAAUUAAAGAUGAAACGGCCAGGGAUGCCUGCCCGGUGCGACUAGAAAGCAGAGGGAAAUGCGACGAGGGCGGCCAAUGCCCCUACCAGGUGAGCCUGCCCCCGUUGACGAUUCAGCUCCCCAGGCAGUUUGGCAGGAUCGAGGAGGUGUUCAAGGAAGUCCAGAACCUCAAGGAAAUGGUAAAUAGCCUGAAGAAAUCUUGCCAGGACUGCAAAUUGCAAGCUGACGACAGCCGGGACCCAGGCAGAAAUGGACUGCUGUCACCUAGCCCGGGAUCCCAGGGAGAAGCCGAUGACAACAGAGUUCGAGAAUUAGAGAGUGAGGUGAACAAGCUGUCCUCUGACCUAAAGAAUGCAAAGGAGGAGAUCGACCUGCUUCAGGGUCGCCUGGAGAAGCUCAAUCUUGUAAAUAUGAACAACAUAGAAAAUUAUGUUGAUAGCAAAGUGGCAAAUCUAACUUCAGUUGUCAAUAGUUUGGAUGGCAAGUGUUCGUCUAAGUGUCCCAUUCAAGAACAAAUACAGUCACGUCCAGUUCAACAUCUGAUAUAUAAAGAUUGCUCUGACUACUACACAAUAGGCCAAAGAAGCAGUGAGAUCUACAGAGUUACACCAGAUCCCAAAAAUAGUAGCUUCGAAGUUUUCUGUGACAUGGAGACCAUGGGGGGAGGCUGGACAGUGCUGCAAGCCCGUCUCGACGGAAGCACCAACUUCACCAGAAUGUGGCGAGACUACAAAGUAGGCUUUGGAAACCUCAGAAGAGAAUUUUGGCUGGGGAACGAUAAAAUUCAUCUUUUGACCAAGAGUAAGGAAAUGAUUCUAAGAAUAGAUCUUGAAGACUUUAACGGUGUCAAACUCUAUGCCUUGUAUGAUCAGUUUUAUGUGGCCAGUGAGUUUCUCAGAUACCGUUUACACAUCGGUAACUAUAAUGGCACAGCUGGAGAUGCCUUACAUUUCAGUAAACAUUACAACCAUGAUCUGAAGUUCUUCACCACCCCAGAUAGGGACAAUGAUCGAUAUCCCUCUGGGAACUGUGGGCUCUAUUACAGUUCAGGCUGGUGGUUUGAUGCAUGCCUUUCUGCAAACUUAAAUGGCAAAUAUUAUCACCAAAAAUACAGAGGUGUCCGUAAUGGGAUUUUCUGGGGCACCUGGCCUGGGAUAAGUGAGGCACAGCCUGGUGGCUACAAGUCCUCCCUCAAAGAGGCCAAAAUGAUGAUUAGACCCAAGCACUUUAAGCCAUAAAUCACUAAUGCUCAUUCCUCUGAGUAUUCAUUACCUAAUAGGGCAAUUAAUUCCUUUAGCACUUUGGAAUAUGUUUCAUACUCCUUUUCUGUGACUAAAAAUUUAUCUCUAAGCAGUGGGUUCUUAUGCUACACAGCAUUUGAAAUAAAGCUGAAAAAAUAUACAUUUUAAAGGAGUUCUUUGUUGCUGUUACACUGUUAUCCAAAUGAAUACUUGCAAAGCAAGUGGGAUUAUUGAGAAUUACACAAGUAGAUUUAUGAUUUUCUUAACUUCUAUAAUUAAAAGUUUUCUAUUUACUUGUAUUACUCACUAUAAUUAUGAAAUCAUUGUUUAUUUAGCAAGCUGGAUUUUUACACAAGUAAUCUGAAUUUUUAUUGUGACUUAAAUACAGUUAAUGGUAGAUCACUCUUUUCAGGCUGUCCUCAGUUAUUGGAUAUUUCUUUGUCUCUGAAUACCCUAAUCCUCAUUCUGAGAUAAACUUUCUCAAUUUAUGGCAUUUACUUUGGUUCAGGAAGACCCUACAGCAUUUUAGUUCUCAGAUGAAGGGAAAUAUAUAGAAUUAAACCUGUUCAGGUACUAUUUGUGAAAUGUAACAUAUUUGUCAUUUAAAAUAUUUUAAAAGUGAUAGCAUAAUGUCACUCCUAAAAGCAUUCAGAAAAUUCAACCUUAAAGACCAUGGUUUCAAGGUAAUUAAUUCACAGUUAAUAACUAUUUAGGUGUUGCAUGGUGAAAACUGCUUUAAUAUAAAAAUUAGCUUCCUUUGCUCUGUAUGCACUAUAGUUUUUAAGAUUGCUCACUACUGUGCGUGACUACUAGUAGGCUUUCUUUUGGAAGGAUAGGUGUGGGUGGGGAAUAAAGCAUUUAUUUAUAGACUAGAAUACUCUGAAGGCCGAAGCAUUUAUAUCCAAAGCAAUAAUUUCAUUAAGUGAUUCACUUCAUAGAAAGCUAAGUUUUAUAGGACGUAUGAAUUUUGAAAUAUAUAGUAGUUCAAAUAUUAUGUAUUUCAAUCCUAACUGGUGUAUUGCUUAUUUUUUUUAAAGCUUUAAAUACAGGUGUUUAUUUUUUUAACCAAAUUAAAAUAUCUGACACUUUUAUAAUUCACUAAUUCUGGAGUGUGGGUAUCAUUUUUAAAACAUUAUAAAAAGUAGUGUGUUAAAUUUCAUCACUGUAAAAAGGGAUCAUUUCAGAGAGAACAGUAGUAUUCUGUUGAACAUUUAAAAAAAUACUCUAGAAUAAAAUUUGAAUAAAAUAAUGUGAGCCAUAGAAAUAUAUUUAAUCUUUAAUUUCUAGUUUGUUUCUACUACAGUAACCAAGUUUUCAAAAUAAACUCAUGAAGAUGCAACUUUACUCCUUUGAAAAUGAUUAAGGAGGAUAGUUGCUUUAGGUAACAAAUUAACUUUUUCAAAUAUUGCCCUUUAUAGAAAAAUCUAACCAAAAAGAAGCAAGAUAUUCUUUAAAAAAUAUAUGACAUACAAAGUUCUCAGUACGCAUGAUAAAAAUUAGGUUAUUACGAACACUAUUAAAAUGUUAAAGCAAGAGAAAUGCAGAUAGAAUUAUGAUGACCAAAAUGUAAAAUAUCAUUAUAGAUUUCAAAGGAUUCAUAUCUACUCAAUAGUUUAAUAGAUGUAAAUGUAACCGAUUUACUCUUCAUUUCUCUCUCUUUUCUUUUAAAAAAAGAUUAUGAAGAUUUCGAUAUACAGUGUAUUUAUUUCAGAUAAGAGGAUUUUCAUUUACUAUAUGUAAUUAUUAAUAUAUGUGUAGGUUUCAGUAAAUUUCUGUGAUCAAAAAUGGACUCGUCAGGCAGGAUCUUAUCCCCUCAAACUUCUAUUUCUCACACAAUGAAAAAAAGAAAAAAAAUGGACUCUUCAUGAAAUAACAGUUCUAAAGAAAAAGAGCUCAUAUAGUGAGUGUCCACUGACUUAAUGGGAACGAGGUAUCAUUUCAGGAGAUUUGGCAAAUAAUUCAUUAACCCAUGUAAAUAUUCAAAAGCUUGUCCUUUUAUCUUUCUACCUUAUUUCAAAGGAUCAAAUUUUAUUUUCGAUUAUACUUUUAUGGUACUUUUCUAAUAAAAAUUUCUGUGACAUAGAAAUUUCUUUUUGAAAUCAUUUCAUGUCAUUUAUAAAAAAUAUAUUUUAUACUUUGAUAUCUUUAACAUGUUGAUGGAAACAGAUUAUAUCUGGGAGUCUUUUGCCUUAACUAUUCACUAAUAUAUGCUAAUGUUCAUAAAUGUGGAUUGAUUAUUAACAAAUAUUUCAGUCUUGGUUCCAUUUUAAAGGCUAAUAUUUAUCUUAGUUAAGACUUUAUUUCUAAGCUUUAUCAUUCUUUGAAAAUGUUGACUAAAAUUAGUCCUUAGAAAUUCCAAGUGAAACUAAUUCACUCAUUGCUGAGAAGAAAGAUCACAUUUUUCUUAUAAGCAGUAAUGUUUCAAAUGAACUAAUGACACAUCUGUCCAGUAAAAUAAAGAGCUUAAAUAUAUGAAGCAUGAAAGAUAUCCUGGUAACAAAAUUUGUUGGUCCUUAUUUUUGAAUGGCUGCUCAAGGAAAGUUUUUAAAAGUUAAAGUGAUAGAUAAAGUCAUGAUAAGCUUUUGUUUAGAAUUCUUAUUUUCUUUUAUGUAUAAAUAGGUUUAUGUCUUUAACAACCCUGUAAAAUAAAAGAUUUAAUCUUCACCUCUA
Zalophus californianus (California sea lion) is the source of this 4099-nucleotide messenger RNA. It is a transcript of the gene FGL2, whose product is annotated as fibrinogen like 2. The transcript has 2 exons. Bases 104 to 1426 code for a protein of 440 amino acids. NCBI's taxonomy places the organism in Eukaryota, Metazoa, Chordata, Mammalia, Carnivora, Otariidae. The record is from RefSeq and is a predicted model, not a curated record.